Molecule: messenger RNA, 6031 nt
Organism: Bombyx mandarina (wild silkworm)
Lineage: Eukaryota; Metazoa; Arthropoda; Insecta; Lepidoptera; Bombycidae
Gene: Chc
Product: clathrin heavy chain
Biological process (GO): intracellular protein transport; receptor-mediated endocytosis
Cellular component (GO): clathrin complex; cell cortex; clathrin-coated endocytic vesicle
Molecular function (GO): structural molecule activity; clathrin light chain binding
Source: RefSeq, a predicted model, not a curated record
UGUAUAUGUGGCAUCCGAGGGUGUACAUUAUUCGUCAUAUUACUCCGAAACAGCCAAAUUUAUCCGCCCCUAUUCUUCUUCAUGUAGAAUUCUAGAAGUUAGUUCGCGAUUUUAAAAGGGUCGCCCGUUUUUUCGUUUUCGGUUUGUGUAGGACGGAGUGAUCAAUAAACAUGGCGCAAGUAUUACCGAUACGGUUUCAAGAACAUUUACAGCUUACAAAUGUGGGAAUCAAUCCUGCUUCUAUUUCUUUCAACACUCUCACCAUGGAAUCGGACAAGUUUAUCUGUGUUCGUGAGAAGGUUGGUGAGACUGCAGAAGUUGUCAUUAUUGAUAUGGCAGAUCCAACAAAUCCAAUUCGACGACCAAUCAGUGCCGACUCUGCUAUCAUGAAUCCAGCUAGUAAAGUCAUUGCUUUGAAAGGCAAAGCUGGUGUUGAAGCUCAAAAAACACUUCAAAUUUUCAAUAUCGAGAUGAAAUCCAAAAUGAAGGCGCACACCAUGACCGAAGACAUUGUUUUCUGGAAGUGGAUUUCACUGAACACACUCGCUCUGGUCACCAAGAUGUCGGUGUACCACUGGUCGAUGGAAGGCGACUCGACACCCGUAAAGAUGUUCGACAGGCAUUCGUCGCUUGCCGAUUGCCAGAUCAUUAACUACAGGACGGAUCCGAAGCAACAGUGGUUACUGCUGGUCGGUAUUUCUGCUCAACAAAAUCGGGUAGUCGGCGCUAUGCAGCUGUACUCUGUCGAGCGCAAGUGCUCUCAGCCUAUCGAGGGCCACGCCGCGUCAUUCGCCACAUUCAAAGCGGAAGGCAACGCCGAGCCGUCCACUCUCUUCUGCUUCGCGGUGAGGACUGCCCAAGGCGGCAAAUUACACAUUAUUGAGGUUGGCCAAACGCCGGCCGGCAACCAACCAUUCCCGAAGAAAGCCGUCGACGUGUUCUUCCCGGCGGAGGCGCAGAAUGAUUUCCCAGUGGCGAUGCAAGUAUCGCCGAAGUAUGACGUCAUUUACUUGAUUACCAAAUAUGGAUACAUUCACAUGUACGAUAUCGAGACUGGAACGUGCAUUUACAUGAACCGUAUCUCGUCGGACACGAUCUUCGUGACGGCGCCCCAUGAAGCGACUGGCGGUAUUAUCGGUGUAAACCGCAAAGGUCAAGUGUUAUCAGUGACGGUAGAGGAAGACUCAAUAGUUCCGUACAUAAACACCGUGCUCCAGAACCCCGAGUUAGCGUUACGCAUGGCCGUGCGUAACAACUUGGCAGGUGCUGAAGAACUGUUUGUGAGGAAAUUCAACAUGUUGUUCACGAAUGGACAAUACAUUGAGGCUGCUAAGGUAGCAGCUAUGGCACCUCGAGGAAUCCUCCGUACACCGCAAACUAUCCAGCGUUUCCAACAAGUGCCGACACAGCCAGGUCAAAAUUCGCCGUUGUUGCAAUACUUUGGUAUACUCCUUGAUCAGGCGCAACUCAACAAGUUUGAAUCCCUUGAAUUGUGUCGUCCUGUUUUAUUGCAAGGGCGAAAACAACUGCUCGAGAAAUGGUUGAAGGAAGAAAAAUUGGAGUGCUCAGAAGAACUCGGAGAUCUUGUAAAGCAAGUAGAUCCUACACUUGCUCUCUCAGUUUACCUUCGUGCUAACGUCGCCAGUAAAGUUAUUCAGUGCUUUGCUGAGACUGGGCAAUUCCAGAAAAUUGUGCUAUAUGCCAAGAAGGUUGGCUACACUCCAGACUACAUUUAUCUUCUUCGUUCCGUGAUGCGUACCAAUCCUGAACAAGGGGCAGGAUUUGCAGGAAUGUUAGUCGCCGAAGAUCCCCCUCUAGCAGACAUUAAUCAGAUAGUAGAUGUUUUCAUGGAACAAAAUAUGGUGCAACAAUGUACAGCCUUCCUUUUGGACGCUCUGAAGAAUAACAGACCUGAGGAAGGACCUUUACAAACUAGGCUUCUAGAAAUGAACUUGAUGUCAGCGCCGCAAGUAGCAGACGCGAUCCUCGGCAACGCGAUGUUCACGCAGUACGAUCGCGCGCACGUUGCUCAACUCUGCGAGAAGGCUGGAUUAUUACAACGGGCGCUUGAGCAUUACACUGACUUAUAUGAUAUCAAGAGAGCUGUUGUACAUACUCACCUUUUACCGGCUGACUGGCUUGUCACAUACUUCGGAAGUUUGUCCGUAGAGGACUCCCUUGAAUGUCUGAAAGCAAUGCUUCAGGCUAACAUCCGUCAGAAUCUGCAGAUUUGUGUCCAGAUCGCCACUAAAUACCAUGAGCAACUAACAACAAAGGCUUUAAUUGAAUUGUUUGAGAGUUUCAAAACAUAUGAAGGGUUGUUCUAUUUCCUGGGAUCAAUUGUAAACUUCAGCCAGGAUCCAGAAGUCCACUUUAAAUAUAUUCAGGCUGCAUGUAAGACUGGUCAAAUCAAGGAAGUGGAGCGUAUCUGUCGCGAAUCCAGCUGUUACAACCCAGAGCGCGUGAAGAAUUUCCUCAAAGAAGCAAAGCUUCCCGACCAGUUGCCUCUUAUCAUAGUUUGUGAUAGAUUCGACUUUGUUCACGACUUGGUUUUGUACUUAUAUAGAAACAGUCUUCAGAAAUAUAUUGAGAUUUAUGUACAAAAGGUUAAUCCUUCUCGUCUGCCAGUCGUAGUUGGUGGCUUGUUAGAUGUUGAUUGUGCUGAAGACAUCAUUAAGAACCUGAUCUUGGUUGUCCGGGGACAGUUUUCGACUGAUGAAUUGGUUGCUGAAGUGGAAAAGAGGAAUAGACUGAAACUCCUCCUUCCUUGGCUGGAAACAAGAGUACAUGAGGGCAGCAACGAACCAGCCACACAUAAUGCUCUAGCCAAGAUCUACAUUGAUUCCAACAACAAUCCUGAGAGAUUCCUCAGAGAAAAUCAGUGGUAUGACUCCCGCGUGGUUGGCCGCUACUGCGAGAAGCGCGACCCGCACUUGGCGUGCGUGGCGUACGAGCGCGGACAGUGCGACCGCGAGCUCAUCGCCGUCUGCAACGACAACUCUCUCUUUAAGACCCAGGCUCGCUACCUGGUGCGCAGGAAGGAUCAAGACCUCUGGCUCGAGGUGCUCUCUGAGGAGAAUCCUUACAAGAGGCAACUUAUUGACCAGGUGGUGCAAACAGCUCUUUCUGAAACCCAAGAUCCUGAAGAUAUCUCUGUUACUGUAAAAGCUUUCAUGACAGCCGACCUACCCAACGAACUCAUUGAGCUGCUUGAAAAGAUUGUUCUUGACAAUUCUGUGUUCUCUGAUCACAGGAACCUUCAGAACCUUUUGAUUCUUACUGCUAUCAAGGCGGACCGUUCUCGUGUAAUGGAAUACAUCAAUCGUUUGGAUAACUACGACGCACCUGAUAUCGCCAACAUUGCUAUCAACAAUGAAUUAUACGAGGAGGCAUUCGCUAUCUUCAAAAAAUUCGAUGUUAAUACUUCUGCUAUACAAGUACUGAUUGAACAAGUGAAAGACCUCGAACGUGCCUACGAAUUUGCCGAGCGAUGCAACGAGCCUGGUGUUUGGUCUCAGCUCGCAAAGGCUCAACUACAGCAAGGUCUGGUCAAGGAAGCCAUCGACUCUUACAUAAAAGCGGACGAUCCCUCCGCUUACAUGGACGUUGUCGCUACUGCUACCAAGCAAGAGUCUUGGGAUGAUCUCGUGAGGUAUUUGCAGAUGGCCCGGAAGAAGGCGCGCGAAUCGUACAUAGAGUCCGAACUGAUCUACGCUUACGCCCGCACCGGUCGCCUCGCCGACCUGGAAGAGUUUAUCUCUGGCCCGAAUCAUGCUGACAUCCAGAAAAUCGGUGACCGUUGCUUCGACGAUAAGAUGUACAACGCUGCGAAACUCUUGUAUAACAACGUCAGCAACUUCGCCCGUCUUGCUAUUACUUUGGUGCAUCUGAAAGAAUUUCAAGGUGCCGUGGACAGCGCGCGUAAGGCCAACUCUACGCGCACAUGGAAGGAGGUCUGCUUCGCGUGCGUGGACGCCGGUGAAUUCAGACUCGCGCAAAUGUGCGGAUUGCACAUUGUAGUACAUGCUGACGAACUUGAAGACCUCAUCAAUUACUACCAGGACCGAGGUCACUUUGACGAGCUGAUCAGCUUGUUAGAAGCUGCCUUAGGGCUGGAGAGAGCUCACAUGGGAAUGUUCACUGAACUCGCCAUCUUGUAUUCAAAAUACAAGCCCGUGAAGAUGAGGGAGCACCUCGAACUGUUCUGGUCACGCGUUAACAUUCCCAAGGUACUCCGUGCUGCUGAACAUGCCCAUCUUUGGUCAGAGCUGGUAUUCCUGUAUGACAAGUAUGAGGAGUAUGACAACGCUGCUCUCACGAUGAUGCAGCAUCCCACCGAGGCUUGGCGCGAGGGACACUUCAAAGACAUAAUUACUAAAGUCGCGAACAUGGAACUGUACUACAAAGCUAUCCAAUUUUACCUAGACUACAAGCCACUUCUCCUUAACGAUCUACUGUUAGUACUGGCCCCACGCAUGGAUCACACCCGAGCAGUUAACUUCUUCACCAAGGCUGGUCAUCUGCAACUAGUGAAGGCCUAUUUAAGAUCAGUGCAGAGUUUGAACAAUAAGGCUGUUAAUGAAGCAUUGAACUCGCUGCUUAUUGAUGAGGAGGAUUAUCAAGGCUUAAGAACAUCGAUAGACGCUUUCGACAACUUCGACACUAUUGCGUUGGCGCAACAGUUGGAGAAACACGAACUUACAGAAUUCAGACGGAUUGCCGCCUACUUAUACAAAGGUAAUAACAGAUGGAAGCAAAGCGUGGAGCUCUGUAAGAAAGACGCUUUGUACGCCGAUGCAAUGGAGUAUGCAUCGGAGUCGCGCCAGCCCGAGGUCGCCGAAGAGCUCCUCAACUGGUUCUUGGAAAGAGAUAAUUUCGAAUGUUUCUCGGCUUGCUUAUAUCAGUGUUACGAUCUCCUGAAACCCGACGUCGUUAUCGAGCUCGCAUGGAGACAUAACAUCAUGGACUUUGCCAUGCCCUAUCUUAUUCAGACAGUUCGCGAGUUGACAACUAAAGUAGAGAAGCUUGAAGAAGCAGACGCCAAGCGAAGCACCGAGAGUGCGGAGCACGAAGCAAAGCCCACCAUGAUAAUAGAACCACAACUCAUGCUGACUGCCGGUCCAUCAAUGCCGUACGUGGUGCCGCCCCAGCCGUCGCCGUACGGGUACACUGCGCAGGCGCCCUCGCCCGCCCCCUAUCACGGAUACGGCAUGUAGAACGCCGCCACCCGCCUCGUCUGGGGGAACCUCGCUCCCUACUGAGGCAGGCGCCCUCCUCCCACACACCGACACUACACCAAACGAUUCGAGGCCAUGACACUCAGAAUGUCCUUAUCGCCUACACAAAAACUUCAGUCUCGACAAAAAAAUAUAAUGUUGUCAAGUACUUGUAACUUUCACACAUUUCCAUCUAACAAUAUACCGCUAUAUAUGGAGAACCUUAAUUAAUUUUAAACAUUUAUGGCGGUAGUACUUUCUAUGUUUGCAGUAGGUACAUUUGCUAAACAAAAUUAUUAUAUUGAGAGGAAUACUCAUUUAGCUGAUUUAGCUCUCGAGCCCUCCUCAGAACGAAAUUUACGUGAAUAUUUCAAUAGCGACCAGAUAUGAACUUAUAUAUGUAAUAAUAAUAUAUGCUGUGCCCUCACAACCUUCGUAAUUGUUACGUAAAAUCCCUUGAUGAUUUUAUUUUUCUGCGAUGCUGUGGCCUAAUUUUUCAUUUAUAUUAACAUAAUUUCAAAAUUAAUCUGUCGGUAAAACUGAGGGGUGCUUUGUUACUUGUAGCUUUUAUUCUGCUGGUCCUUUGAGAAUCAUACAAUUUAGUGUGUACAAAUUAUAUUAAUAUAGUCGCUAAUCGACUAUGUAUUGUUAAAAGUGCUUUAUUUUUAAAUAAAAUGAGUUUUCAAAAUAUAAAGCUUCUUAAACAGAUACUAUAAUUCAACCGUAUGUAACGUGCAUUCUGCGAAUAUAGAGAUAUGUAUACUAAUAUUCUAAUUUUGCAGUUUCUAUAAACGAACGUAGUUGAUUAAAAAAAU